GUCAGUCCUGGCACGUCGAGGUUAUGGUGCGGUGCGGUUGCGUGUGGUUCAGAAAGUAUGGAAACUUCAUUGAUAACCUAAGACUCUUCACGAGGGGAGGAAGUGGUGGAAUGGGUUACCCUCGUUUAGGUGGAGAAGGUGGAAAAGGUGGUGAUGUCUGGGUUGUAGCCCAUAAGAAAAUGACUUUAAAACAACUUAAAGACAAAUAUCCUCAGAAACGAUUUGUGGCUGGAGAAGGAGCAAAUAGUCGAGUUAGUGCACUGAAAGGCUCCAGAGGAAAAGACUGUGAAAUUCCUGUACCUGUGGGUAUUUCAGUAACUGAUGAAAAUGGUAAAGUUAUAGGAGAACUCAAUAAAGAGAACGACAGAAUUUUGGUAGCUGAAGGAGGUCUUGGUGGUAAAUUACUUACAAAUUUCUUACCAUUGAAAGGCCAGAAACAAGUCAUUCACCUUGAUCUAAAACUUAUCGCUGAUAUAGGCCUAGUAGGAUUCCCAAAUGCAGGAAAAUCCUCUUUGCUAAGUCAGGUUUCUCAUGCAAAACCUACAAUUGCUGAUUAUGCAUUUACAACUUUAAAGCCUGAACUUGGAAAGAUUAUGUAUAAUGAUUUCAGACAGGUAUCAGUAGCUGAUCUUCCUGGUUUAAUAGAAGGAGCACAUAUGAACAAAGGAAUGGGCCACAAAUUCCUCAAGCAUAUAGAAAGAACUAAACAACUACUUUUUGUUGUCGAUAUUUCUGGAUUUCAGCUUUCUUCCCAAACUCAAUACAGAACUGCCUUUGAAACCAUAAUACUGCUUACAAAAGAGUUGGAGUUGUACAAAGAGGAACUUCAGACAAAACCUGCACUUCUGGCAGUUAAUAAAAUGGACUUGCCAGGUGCCCAAGAUAAGUUCCACCUACUGAUGCAUCAACUCCAGAAUCCUAAAGAUUUUCUGCAUUUAUUUGAGAAAAACAUGAUUCCAGAGAGGACUAUGGAGUUCCAACAUAUCAUCCCCAUCUCUGCAAUUACGGGAGAAGGAAUUGAAGAAUUAAAGAACUAUAUAAGAAAAUCUCUGGAUGAACAUACCAACCAGGAAAAUGGUGCAUAUCAUAAGAAACAGUUGCUUAAUUUAAAGAUUUCCAAUACAGUAUCUUAUAAUGAGCUACCACCAAUGAAUGCUGUUACUAGUCCCAGAUAGAUGUAAUUUAAAUAUAUUAAAAAUAAUAUCAAGGGGUA
This is a messenger RNA of Suricata suricatta (meerkat), 1213 nucleotides long. It is a transcript of the gene GTPBP10, whose product is annotated as GTP binding protein 10. The transcript has 10 exons. Gene Ontology annotation, cellular component: mitochondrion. Lineage: Eukaryota; Metazoa; Chordata; Mammalia; Carnivora; Herpestidae. Gene Ontology annotation, molecular function: GTP binding; magnesium ion binding; GTPase activity. The record is from RefSeq and is a predicted model, not a curated record. The coding region runs from base 24 to 1175 and encodes 383 amino acids.